Guyanagaster necrorhizus is the source of this 1320-nucleotide messenger RNA. RefSeq names its product cystathionine gamma-synthase. Gene Ontology annotation, cellular component: cytoplasm. The record is from RefSeq and is a predicted model, not a curated record. The coding region runs from base 103 to 1287 and encodes 394 amino acids. Gene Ontology annotation, molecular function: pyridoxal phosphate binding; carbon-sulfur lyase activity. NCBI's taxonomy places the organism in Eukaryota, Fungi, Basidiomycota, Agaricomycetes, Agaricales, Physalacriaceae. The transcript is spliced from 12 exons. Gene Ontology annotation, biological process: transsulfuration.
UCCGAAUUCCUUCCGAGGGUCGAGUCAUGUCGAUUGCGCAACUGUUGCAAAAAUUUAUCACAAAGAUACUCCGUCGACCCCCGUUCCUUCGCCCGUUCUAUCAUGAGUACCAAACUUAGUGGCACUGUCCUCAUUCACGGUGAUGGUGCUGUACAUCCAAGCGGUGGGGCUGAGGUGGCUCCGUCCAUUUCUGUUUCAUCCACAUUCAAGGCGGUCUCUCCAGAAGAAAGACUAGACAAUGUGGACUUCAAGAACCCGGAGCGACAUGUGUAUUCUCGCUACACCCAGGAAGUUAGCACUCGCGCCGAACACAUUUUGAGUAAAAUCAACGACGGCCAUGCCCUUACUUACGCGUCUGGGCUGUCUGCUGCGUAUGCAGCGCUCGUUUUCUUCAAACCCAAGCGUGUUGCAAUAAACGGAGGCUACUUUGGAUGCCAUUCUACUAUAGAAGUCUAUAGCAAAAGCAGAGAUGUAAACUUGGAGAUGAUUGACCUUGAUGAUGAGUUCCAGCCCGGUGACCUGUGCUGGUUGGAGACGCCUCUGAACCCAACAGGAGAAUCAAGGGACAUCAGUUAUUAUGCUGACAAGGUUCACAAAGCCGGAGGAAAACUUUUGGUAGACUCCACUUUUGCGCCACCACCUCUUCAGUAUCCAUUCAAAUGGGGUGCAGACUGCAUCCUUCACUCAGCGACCAAAUACUUUGGCGGUCACUCCGAUCUCCUGGGUGGCGUGCUUGUUGUAAAAACACUGGACGAAUGGACAAUUCUGCAGCAUGAUAGGACAUACCUUGGGAACGUGUUAGGAUCUCUUGAGGCCUGGCUGCUGCUUCGUUCUCUGCGUACUCUGCAUCUUCGAGUUCCUCGACAAUCCGAGACGGCGACUGUUCUAGCAAAGUGGCUCCAGUCAGCCGAACGAACACCGGCAGGCCAGACAUUCGACGGCGUUCCAGGAGGACUCGUCACCAAGGUUUGGCAUUCGUCCUUGCAGACCAAGGACGCAAGAGGGUUCGAACCUAGAUACCAACUGGAAGGCGGAUGGAAUGGCACAUUUGCUAUCCAACUGGCAACUCCCGAGCAGGCUAUCCAGCUUCCGCAUACCGUGAAAUUUUUUGUUGCUGCGACAAGUCUCGGUGGCGUAGAGUCACUUAUUGAGUACAGGGCUCGAGCCGAUCUCAGAGAAGAUCCAAGGCUGAUCAGGAUUAGCGUUGGAGUCGAAGAUGCUGAAGAUCUCAAGGAUGGGCUGCGAGUUGGACUCCAGAAGGUAGCAUCUAUUAAGAGUAGAUUAUAGCACACCUGAAAUAUAGACGUAUUUUUCACCUAG